UGGGAGGGUGGGAGGCGCUUAGCAGACCGUUGGGAGAGCGAGGGAGAGACAGGGAGAGCGGGAGAGCCUCGAGAAAUCGCGCCAUUUUUUGAAGUUAAAUGUCCGUGGCCGUGGUAUAAACUUCGGCGGCCCAGCAGGUGAAGGAACAUUAACGCUGUGCUCCUCCUGCUGCCCGUACCGCCGGCAGGAACCUCCCCACGGCACAGCAGACGCAGAAGAUACCGGUCUUAGCUCUCACUCGCCCCCUCCCAUCCCCUUCGUCAGCGCCUACUACGGGAUAUAGAAAGACGUCAGGAGGAGUAAUAGUGUGUGUUUUUUCUGCUGGUGUGUGUAUCCAGCAGAAACCCAAGAGUCCCUGCUUCAGCGUCUCCUACUGCGCCUUCUGCUGCGUGGAGGCUAAUAUCAGCAGUGGUAGUGUUUGUGUGGCCCUGCUGCUGUGUGUAUUUCCAGCAGAAAGUGGCUUGGUUUUGUGCUACAGCCUCUACAGCGCCUCCUACUGCGCCUUCUGCUGUUUGAGGACGAAAAAACGGCAAAAGUAGUGUUUGUGUGUCCCUUCUGCUGUGUGUGUAUAUCCAGCAGAAACGGCCCUAGCUGCUUCGAUCCCUGCUUCAGCCCCUUCUGCUGCGCCUUCUGCCGUGUGGACGUGUAACAGGAGACACAGUGACUUUCCUGCUGUUCAUACCGCCCCAGGAGGCCACAGCAGAAGAACCUGAGUUACCUGCUUACCCCAAGAUAACUACUACUGCUUCUCCUGCUGCGUUGUGCUGUGAAGAUUAAUACGCAGUAGAAGUAGCAAGCAGAAAAAAAAUAAGCGGGAAAGCAGUGGUGUGAUGUAACCUCCUGUAUACUACUACUACCACCACUACUGCUGUUUACAACCAUACCCCCUUACGCAAGGAUACAAAUUUGAGCACCGACGCCAUGAUCACCUACUCCCCUUGCACGACGCCCCCGCCCUCCCCGAGCAAGAGGGAGAUGAGGAUGCUGAUGAUGCGGUCACACCUGCACCCACACCCCCAGCAGCAGGCCUACAACCACCACGCCUACACCCACGCCCACACCACCGCCCGCCGCGCCCUCACACACCUAGGUCACAACGAGAGCAAAGAAAACCUCAAACUAGCCGAAGAAAUCCUAACCCACGCGGCGCAGACCUUCAGAAAACGAUGGAACUUUGACCCCGACUCCUUCACGCCGAUCUCCGGGUCACGCGACGGCUUCCAGUGGGUCAAAGCGCGCGAUUCCGUGACCUCCCGUGACCUGGACUGCGCGGGUGCCAAGCGAGGUCAAGGUCACGGUGUUAUCUUGGAUGUUUUGAGCUCUGCCGCGUCGUCGCCCGCUUCGGUGUGCGUCCUGACCUCCCCCCGCAAGCAGAGGUCAGGUCAGGUCAAAGGGCAUGGCGUGAGAGGAGGGUUGUGUGGAGGGGAUAGCAUUGCCGCCGCCGCCGCUGUUACGGUCUCCGCCGCCGCCGCCGCCAUCACCGUCACUCCCAAGAAGAGCAAACAGUGCAAGAUUACUGAGUUCGGAAGACAGAGGAAGAGGCUGCACUCCUCCUGCUCCUCCCCCUCCUCCCCCAAGUCUUCCUCCUCCUCCUCCUCCUCCGCCUCCUGCUGCAAGAGUGGAUUGGAGGAAGAAAAUGUGGUGGAGGUUGUGACAUCAGGACCAAGGAAGAAACUCAUUCUCUCUCCCUCCUCCUCCUCCUCUUCCUCUUCCCCCUCCUCCUCUUCCUUAUCCCUCUCAUCCUGCAGUUCCUCCUCCUCCUUCACCUCUUUAUCUUCAUCCAAAUCCAUGAAACUUACCUUCUCUUCCUCCUCUUCGUCAUCGUCCUCUUCCUCCUCUUCCUCGUCCUCCUCCUCCUCCUCUGAAUAAAUCUCUCUUCCUCCUCUUCCUCCUCUUCCUCUUCUCUCUCAAGCUGAAGAGAGAGAGAGAGAGAGAGAGAGAGAGAGAGAGAGAGAGAGAGAGAGAGAGAGAGAGAGAGAGAGAGAGAGAGAGAGAGUUAAUAGGCCUAUUGAAAGUGUUUGUAAGGCCUGUGAAGAUUUAUUGUCAGAAAGUAAUUAAAGAGAAUGGGAAGAAGAAGAAGACAAAAGAGGAAGAAGUAAAAAAAAAACUGAUAAAGAAAACGAAGAAAAUAAUGAUCUUAAAAUAUAGAAAAAAUAGAGAAAUUAAGAAAGUUAAAGAAAGAAAAAAUGAAGCGAAAGAAAGAAAGUUGUUAAGAUAUUGCUCAUUAUUAUUAUUAUUAUUAUUAUUGCUAUAGUGUUUGUAUAAUUGAUGAUGAGGAAAAAGAAAGAUAAAGAAGAGGAACAAGGAAAAUAACAGUAACAAAAAAAGUGCAAUGAAAGAAAAGAGAAAAAAGGUAGACAAAAAAUAAUGAUAAUUUUAGAAAGAAACCAAAAUAGAGAUGAAAAUGAUAAAGCUAACCAUUAAAAGAAAGAUAAAAAGAAAAUAAAUUGGAGUUAGGCAGAAAAUGAGUAAAUAAUGAAAGGAAAUAAUGAGAACAAAAAUAAUGUCAACAAAAAUCUCAGACAAAAUAAAAUAACGAAGGAAAUCAGAAAGAAAGGAAAAAGUGAUAUUUGAAGAAAAGGAAUUAGAUGGAGCAAUAAAUAUGAUUAGUAAUAGUAAUAAUAUACGAAGGAAAUAUUGAAAUAGGAUGAUGAUGAAGAACAAACAAAAACAAAAGAAUGAAGAAGAAAAAAAAUAUGAAAAGGAAACAAGAAAAAAUAAACAAAACUGGAUAGAUGAAAAAGGAGGAAGGAAGACAAAGAAGAAAAAGAAAGACGAAUUAACGUAAAAUAAAACAAAAGAUGAAAGGAAGAAGGAAGAAAAAGAAGGCAAUUGAACGUAAAGAAAAUAAGACAAAGAAACAAUAGAUAGAUAAAUGAAGAAAGAAGGAAGACAAAGAUAAGAAAAAAAAAUGAAAGAAGGA
Messenger RNA from Eriocheir sinensis (Chinese mitten crab), 2923 nucleotides. RefSeq lists its product as uncharacterized. NCBI's taxonomy places the organism in Eukaryota, Metazoa, Arthropoda, Malacostraca, Decapoda, Varunidae. The coding region runs from base 922 to 1869 and encodes 315 amino acids. The record is from RefSeq and is a predicted model, not a curated record. The transcript has 2 exons.